This is a messenger RNA of Lycium barbarum (goji berry), 651 nucleotides long. RefSeq lists its product as uncharacterized. NCBI's taxonomy places the organism in Eukaryota, Viridiplantae, Streptophyta, Magnoliopsida, Solanales, Solanaceae. The transcript is spliced from 4 exons. The coding region runs from base 16 to 462 and encodes 148 amino acids. The record is from RefSeq and is a predicted model, not a curated record. Gene Ontology annotation, molecular function: phosphoprotein phosphatase activity.
AAUUUUGAGAAGGCAAUGAAGUGCCUAGAAAUUGAUACUGAGAUAACAAACAAAUUUCUGUUUAUUUGGUGUCAAGAUGAGUGUACAAAAAUAGGAGACACGUUUGGAAAAGACAAGUUUGGAUUUACAGUCAAGCCUGCAUUUUUCAAGGAAUUGAAAAAAGUGUGGAGCAUCCACACUAAGUAUGACGUAUCCAACACUUUGUUGGUCGACGACUCCCCUUAUAAGGCAUUCCUCAAUCCAGCACAUACUGCGAUAUUUCCUCAUUCAUACCAAGGAAACUGGAGCGAUACUUGUCUAGAUUCAGGAGAUAGCAUAAGAGUUUAUUUGGAAAAAUUGGUGGAAGCUGAUCAUGUGCAAGAAUUUGUAAGACAAAAUCCAUUUGCUGGUGGUCAAGAGGCUAUCAAAGAAAAUUCUGAAGAGUGGGACUACUAUCGCAAAAUUACAGAAAGCCAAUGUUGAAAUGUACGACUGGGUCUAAUCAUUCAGUAAACAAUAACUUGACGAAAUGUUGAUAAUAGUUGUAAUUUAGUUUUGACAGCCUUCAGUAACUUAGUAAUUUAUUUCUCCACAUGGAAAUACGGGAGUAAUUUUCCGACUUAUGACCUGAUCAAUUUAUGCCAGGAUCAAUUAGUAACUUAGUUUACACAG